Molecule: messenger RNA, 630 nt
Organism: Acanthosepion pharaonis
Lineage: Eukaryota; Metazoa; Mollusca; Cephalopoda; Sepiida; Sepiidae
Source: the annotation of a GenBank genome assembly
AUGUUUUAUCUAUUUUCUUUUUUUUCAUAUUCAAUCCUUCAAAUUAGAGCGACAUUUUUUUCCUUUAAAUAUACUGCACUUCUUUCUUUCUGUCUUUCAACGUUAUCUUUUUUCUUUCAUUUCGUCUCUUUUUUUUUCCUUUUUCAUCUACUUUCUUUUCAUUUUAUUUUUGUCUAUUCCUUGAUUUUUCUCUCUCUCUCUUUUCCAUUUGUCCUCUCAUUAUUUUUUGUUAUUUCCAUUUUUUUCUUCUUAACCUUAUUGUCACAUUUUAGUCUCAUCCAUUCACUCUUUUCUAUUUUUCUCAUUUCCAUUUUUCUGUCUUUCACACUUUACAAUGUGUUUUGUAAUCUCUCUUUUCUUGUUCUUUCUUUUAUUUCUUUCUUUCCGUUUAUCCUUUAUUCACCUUUUUUCUUUCAUUCUUUUUUUACAUACUUUUUCUUUUUUUAUACAGAUAUUUUUUCGUUCAUUUUGCUAAUCUAUUUCUUUCUUUCAUCUUCAUUCAUUCUUUCUUUCUUUUUUCUUUCUUUUGUUUAUAUAUUUUUCUUUUUUUUCUCUUUCUUUCUUGAAUCUAUCUCUUUCAUUCUUUCUUUCUUUUGUUUUUCUAUUUCUUGCUUUCUUUCUUCCGUUUGA